Messenger RNA from Ruditapes philippinarum (Manila clam), 1306 nucleotides. Its product is annotated as cubilin-like. The record is from RefSeq and is a predicted model, not a curated record. Gene Ontology annotation, biological process: homophilic cell-cell adhesion. Lineage: Eukaryota; Metazoa; Mollusca; Bivalvia; Venerida; Veneridae. Gene Ontology annotation, molecular function: serine-type endopeptidase activity; calcium ion binding. The transcript has 11 exons. The annotation marks the transcript as partial. Gene Ontology annotation, cellular component: membrane.
AUGGGAUGUGAAGCUGGACAUCAGCACAACAUUGCUGGCCAGUGUGACGAUGCUACAAGGCCUCUACAAGUCAAUAUCACAUCUCUGCCGUAUUAUGUGUCAUCCCCAAACUACCCUGAAUUUUAUGAACCGAACUCAGACUGUGCAUGGAUAUUAAAAGCCCCGUCUCCAAGCGAUAGAAUAACAGUUAAUAUCGAAUUUCUUAAUCUAGAGGGAAUAACCGCCCCUUGUAAAUAUGACUACCUUGCCAUCUACGAUGGAGUGGAUACUUCAGCAACGCAACUUGCAAAAUUAUGUUGGGCGAACGAUGAUGACAUUAACGCAUUAGUGUCAUCCAGUGAUACACUGUAUGCAACUUUGACAUCGGACUAUGCCGUGCAAUAUGAAGGCUUCAAUAUGCUUGUGUUUAGUAACAGUUCAGAUCUGCAACCAGCGUGCGAUGGCAGCAGUAACCUUACAGCAUCCACAGAAAGACAAUAUAUCAUGUCUCCCAAUUUUCCUUACGAGUAUGAAAGUAAUUUUUCUUGCAUUAUAAGAAUCUAUCCACAAACAUUGUACUAUGGCGUAACGUUCAACAUGACAUUUCUGGACAUUGAAGUCUCCAAAGGAUGUGCAAACGAUGCGCUCCGAUUUAUAAGCGUUGGAGAAGAAUCGUCAGUGGACACAGCAGUCGUAUGCACACGUGCUGUCGAUUAUGAGCACACCAAUUUCCCGCUCGACGUUACCGGAAACUAUAUUGAAAUCGAAUUUACAACAAACUCAGCUGACAAUUUUUACGGAUUUAUGUUUUCAUUCACAGAAGUAUUCAAGGGAAUAAACUUAACCAGUCCUAAUAAUGAAGACACAAUUGAGAUCACAGUACCGGAAGACCUAACAACCGGACGUGUCAACGACACCGUGUGUGUGAUAGUCCUCACCUACACAGGAUCCAUUAAUCUACAGAUAACUCCGCUGUAUGAGGCAACUACAGAUAACAACAUCACCGACCAAGACACUCAACUGUUUGCUCUGAUAGACGAACCACCGUAUGUGUACUUGGACUUGGUCUCUAGUCUAAACUACGAGGUUAUCAGUAAAUUUACAUUACUUGCAACGUUGAUAGAUAGUGACGUCCCGCAGGUGACGUAUACAGUGACGUUUAAUGUUACAGUUUCAGACGUUGAUGACGUUGCGCCAGUAUUUUUAAAUCUACCUGGCAACUAUACGUUAUCGAGAGGCCAAAAAACAGACGAAGUGAUAUUCACAGUCAAUGCAACGGACUAUGACAUAAGUGACGAAUUUAGCAACAUCCUAUUUACGAUCGAGU